AUGGGUUCCAUGUCACACAUGAAGUUGCGGCGAACCCCGCUGAAAAACUCAGGGUCAAUCGACCAUCUCGAAUAUGUCGACGUGACGCCCAUCAUUGGGCGUGAAUAUCCUACUGCAAGACUCAAGGACAUGUUGAAUGCCCCUAACGCAGACGAUCAGAUUCGAGAUCUUGCCAUCACUAUCUGCGAGCGCGGUGUUGUUUUCUUUCGCGCGCCUCAAGACGACUUAACCGUUGAAGAGCAGAAGAGAAUCACGUAUCUGUUGGGCAAGUUAACGGGCAGACCUGAGGACCAUGGCUUGCACGUCCAUCCUCUUUAUAAUGACCCCAACAACAUUCCCAUGGCAGACGGGACCACGGAUGAGAAUAUCUAUGUUAUCAACUCGGAAGCCAUGAAGAAAUUAUAUGCAACAAUGAAGAAUCGACCGAACAGCACAAGCGAGCCGAAGGACUUGAGCCGGGAAUGGCACAGUGAUUGUCUCUUCGAAGAAUGUCCUGCAGAUUUCAGCUUCUUGCGCAUGCAAGAUACACCACCAUCUGGUGGAGACACACUUUGGGUGUCUGGCUAUGAACUCUACGAGCGCCUCUCUCCACCCUUCGCCGCUUUCCUCGAGACUCUGACUGCCACCUGCGCUCAACCUGUUUUCAAAUCUGCAUCCGAUGCCGGCGGCUACGAGCUAAUGUCGCCCCGCGGCUCGCCCUUGAAUGUCGGCGAUAAAUUCGCCCCUGUGCAUCCCGUCAUCCGCACCCACCCAGUCACUGGAUGGAAAUCCCUUUUCGCGGGCGUUGGAUUACACGUCACACGAAUCAACGAUGUCUAUAACUAUGAGGAUCAGAUUAUUCGCGACUAUGUCCUCAGGCUUAUCACGCGCAAUCACGACUGUGUGGCAAGAAUGCAUUGGACGAAGCAGGCUUGUGCCAUCUGGAGCAAUGCAUGCACUUUGCAUGCCGCAACGGCCACGCCUCUUGUGCGCCAGAACGGAAAGGCUUAG
Messenger RNA from Cladophialophora psammophila CBS 110553, 990 nucleotides. RefSeq lists its product as uncharacterized. Gene Ontology annotation, cellular component: cytoplasm. The record is from RefSeq and is a predicted model, not a curated record. Lineage: Eukaryota; Fungi; Ascomycota; Eurotiomycetes; Chaetothyriales; Herpotrichiellaceae. The transcript has 5 exons. The coding region runs from base 1 to 990 and encodes 329 amino acids. Gene Ontology annotation, molecular function: 2-oxoglutarate-dependent dioxygenase activity.